AUGGUCAAAAAUAGAAGACAUGAAUCCGAAUGUUGCAAUGUAUUUUUUUUAAAUUACGUUCUUCACAUAUUCAACAUAAUAUUUGUGACUGCCGGUUUCUCCGUUCUCGCCGUCGGAGUAUGGAGCGUCAUAGAAAAGCACAAAUACGUAUCGCUGUUGACGAGCGUGACGUAUCCAAUGUCUUCGUAUGUUUUGAUCGGUGCCGGAUGUUUGGUGUUGGUUGUUGCCGUGAUCGGUUGUUUCGGAGUCAUCAAAGAAAAUAGAUGUCUAUUAUUAAUCUACACGUUUUUAUUAUUGUUUAUAUUUUUACUGGAGGCCAUGGUCGGAACUUUGGCAUACAUAUACGAAGAACAAGUGGAAGCAGAAUUGAAAUUGAAUUUGAAUUCGACUUUUUUGGAUAAUUACAAAAUAGAUGCGGAUAAAACGAAAGCCAUAGACGACAUGCAAAUAGAGUUUAAAUGUUGCGGAGCCGUUCGAUUCGAAGACUGGAGAUAUUCCAAAUGGUUUCACCAAAGCAGAAAAACAUCAAAUAAUUUAGUUCCGGAUUCCUGUUGUAAAACCCCAUCGCUCAAUUGCGGAGUUCGCGAUCAUCCGAGCAACAUACAAUACAAGGGUUGUUUGAAUCAACUAUCGAAAGAAGUCAAAUCUCAUUUGGUCAUAAUAAGUUCCGUGGGUUUGGGAAUAUGCGUUUUGCAAAUAUUCGGAGUCAUUUUCAGUUUUUGCCUUUACAUUAAAUUGAAAAACAAAGAAGAAACGAGACCUUGA
Messenger RNA from Pediculus humanus corporis (human body louse), 765 nucleotides. Its product is annotated as CD151 antigen, putative. The record is from RefSeq and is a predicted model, not a curated record. The coding region runs from base 1 to 765 and encodes 254 amino acids. Gene Ontology annotation, cellular component: membrane. Lineage: Eukaryota; Metazoa; Arthropoda; Insecta; Psocodea; Pediculidae. The transcript is spliced from 5 exons.